Molecule: messenger RNA, 4510 nt
Organism: Zophobas morio
Lineage: Eukaryota; Metazoa; Arthropoda; Insecta; Coleoptera; Tenebrionidae
Product: RNA polymerase II elongation factor Ell-like
Exons: 9
Coding region: 117-2126 (669 amino acids)
Biological process (GO): positive regulation of transcription elongation by RNA polymerase II; snRNA transcription by RNA polymerase II; transcription elongation by RNA polymerase II
Cellular component (GO): transcription elongation factor complex
Molecular function (GO): cis-regulatory region sequence-specific DNA binding
Source: RefSeq, a predicted model, not a curated record
AAGGUGUCUUUACUUCGACAAAGUGUUAUCUUGACAUUAAUGAACACGGUGCCGCCAUUGAUCGUCAAACGUCAGCUGGUUCUGAAGUGCGACAGAGUGGACUGCACUGGACAGAAAUGGCGACUCUCUGUCCAGGUGUUCAGUAUGGGUUAUCUUCUCAGCAAAAUUUUGGUGAAAAUAAAGACUUAAUUUUUGUGAAAUUAACGGAUUCCGCAGUUCGUGCAAUAUACGACUUCAUAAAAAACCAGAAUAAAUUUAGCUGCCAGGGUCCCACGAUAAAGUUCCUAGGAAAUGAAGGGCAAUUGUCGUUUCCUUCCGCACAAAAUGGCUACACGUCGUUCAGUUUCUCCAUGUCGAGCACGGCGGACAUGGAGGGCCCCGGGGGCAGUUUUGAGUGUGUACAGCAGACUGGACCACCCCGGGGUUCCCUAGAAGUACUGGGCUCGAUACCGUAUAAAGUACGAGUGCGAGCCAACGAUGACGUGUACGAGGCCACCCGACACAGGAUGACUAUUGCCGAAGAAAAUCACAAGAACAAAUGCACAAGGGAGAUAAAACCCAACGAAAAAGACAUAGGUCGUAAGGUGAAACUGAAACAAAACCGAACCUCUCUUCCACCGAUCCGUCGAGAUCCACCACCCAUUCAAAGGGAUAGCCUACCGAAGCCGUCUUAUCAGUCGAACCUGCCCUCCAAGCAACCAGCAGCAGCGGUGAUAUCGUCGAGCAACGGUCUGUCGAAUGGCCUGGGCAGCAACCACGUGAGCAGCUCACGACCGCAGCUCAACAAGCCAUCCGUCCCCGACAUAGCACGGAGGCCGAUCAAAGAGCGAUUAAUACACCUUCUUGCGUUGAGGCCGUUUAAAAAGGUUGAAUUACAUGACCGUAUAACGAAAGAGGGUGUGCGGGAGAAGAACGGGAUAACGUCGAUACUUAAGCAGAUCUCCUUCAUGAAGGACAAUUGUUACCAUCUGAAUCGGGCCAUGUGGAACGAAGUGAACGAAGAGUGGCCUUUCUACACCGAGUCGGAAAGGCAAAUGCUUAAAAGACGGAAGCCCCAGAACCUCACCCCUCCGGGCAGCAGCGACGGCGGCAGCUCCGGGAGCGGCCAGUCCCCGACCAGCACCCACCCCGGCUCUCCGCCGCCGAUCACGACGUCGUCGUCCAAGCGGCCCGGCUACUACGACAACCAGGACGGCUUGCCCACCAAGCGCCAGCGCAUCUCCCAUUACCGGAAGCCCUCCGAACAACCCACCUACCGCUCACCGGUGGAGAACAACAGCCAGCGGCGGCCCGUCACCGACUCGCGGGACGCCAGCAACAUGAACCCCCGCAGCAGGGAGUCGCCGACGCUCAGCAACGGCUACUCGACGCCGAACGGCGGAUAUCCGCCGAGCAACGGCUACGUGACGCCGUACGCCGACAAGCGGAACUUUAGUGACGACGGCGACGACCGGAAGCGUUCUUGUGAUAGUCAUAGUUUAAGCUACGGCAUCGGCCGCGAAAAGACUUUCGGGGGUGGCGCGGGUGAUUGUAGGAACGGCUCGCCGCAGACGGGCAAGACGGACAGCGGGUACGCGAACGGGGCCCCGGUGCCGAACGGUAAAUGCAAGGAGAAGGAAAGGGGCAAGUACGACAGGGUGACGUCGUCGAGUCAGAGGAGCGUGAGGGUGAGUCCGGACAGCCAAUCGGAGGCGAUAGGCAACAACGAGAGCGUGGGGGGAGCGAUGGUGGUGUCGCCGGUGCGAGUGAAGAGCGGGGCCGUGGACAGCAGUUCGGAGUUCCCGGAUUACUUAACGGAGUACACCAGGAUCAAGGAUGCCGAGCAGAGGCGGAGGUUCAAAGCCGAUUUCAAUGCCGACUACGCCGAAUACAAGGACUUGCACGGAAUUGUGGAGAAGGUUUCGAGGAGGUUUGUCAAUUUAGAAUCGAUGCUUAAGCAAGAAGACGCUUCUAGUCCCAGGUUUAAAGAUCUAAAAAAGCAAAUCGUUAGGGAAUACAAUGAAAAUAAGAAAGAUCUGGAGCACCAGAAAUUAAAGCGGAGAUUUCAGUAUCUGCACGACAAGCUGUCGCACAUAAAACGGCUGGUAUUGGAGUACGAUCAGGGCUUGUCAAAUAACCAGUACUGACCCUGGGACGUGGCCCGUAGGCCUCACGCCCCGGCACAUUGCUAUGGACUCCUGCCAUCGGACGACUCAAUACUAACAUCACGAACCACAAUACAAGUUUCCCAUUAAAAUAGAAGAAAAAAAAGUAAAAAAAGUGUCUAGUGAAGUCAUAUUUAUAUAGUCUAUAUUUGUAUUCGUCUUAAGGAACAAGAGAGGAAUUAAGUAACUGUUUUGGUAGAUUGUCGUUGAAAAUAUUGUAAUUAUUGCUUAUUGAUAAUUCGUUAUUUAUUAAUUUUGAUGUCAAGUGCAUUACUUAGAUUUGUAUAGGUUAAUUUGUUUAUUGUAAUAUACGUGUUGAUACAAUCACUCUUUGAACGCAACAACAGACGGAUGCAGAAACAUCAGCACAAUCAAGUAAGUGUGGAACGAGACGGUUUUUGUUUUUGUUGGUUCGGCGGAAUACUUAUCGUUUUUCUUUCCAGCGGUUUUGCUCAAAAUAAAUGUGAUAAAAAAAUUUCGUUUGCCUGAAUGAGGGUGUGCUCUGCCGCCAUCAAAGAUUGAUUGUUAACAUAGUCUAAAUAAAACGUUUCCCUCGUCAAUGGCACAGUGCUUAAAUCUCAAACAUAUCUGAAGUCAUAUUUGAAACGAGAACAGUCAACUUAAUACCAUAUCUACUUAGUUAUUAAUUUAUUUACUGACUAUACAUAUCUUUGUUAUCUGAUGCCACUGUGCUCUAUCGCAAGCAUUUAAAUCGGGUAAUUUGGUUAAUUUCAUUGUGCCAUAACUACCUAGAAACCGAUCUAAUGCUUUGAUAUUAUCAGUUAUCACGGAAAUUGUUGACAUUUCACCGAAAUUCUGUUGCUUGUUGUAAUAAGUUUGUAUAUUAUGAUGCAUGUUGUCGUUUUAUUCUCUUUGUUUGUACGCAGUAUUGCCAUUUUAACCAGUUACCAUACACACUUCUCGUUAUCUCAUAGUUGUCUUAAGAUCUUCCGUUCUUGUUGUUAUUCUUCCACUGGACUAAAUUAUUUACUGAUACUGUGCCAAACGCGUAACGAUGAUAUUCUAAAUUGUAAUUCAUCUUUUCCAUUUUCGUCUCUUAUUAGUUUAAUCUUUUAACCGGCGAAGUUAUUUUGUGGCGAUUUUAUUUAUUGUAGUUUUAACGUCGUCUUGUUUUACUGUUGUUACAAAAUAAUUUCCACCUCUGAUCAAAUUAGCGAUGUUGUGUUAUAAUCUCAUUCGUUGUUCAGUAGCCAUAACAUCUGCCGUCUGUAUGGCACAGAUGUAGAUUGACGCGUUCGAACAAACCAAAUAGUAGGCGCCGUCAUCUUAAUUCUAUUUGAGUUCACGUACAGCAAUCGUAACGAUAACACUUAACAAUGGGGAUUAUUAAUAACCGAAAUUAAAUGUUUGUACUUUGAUAGAUAACGUUAUCAAGUUUCUCGGCGUCGUUUUUUGUUGAAAAUCGAGUUUUGGUUGUUCACUGCGACUUUGAUCUCAGCACCUACGUUUUGUUGUCGAACGUCGUCAUUCUGAACAUCCAAAUAGAUCUAAUUUAGGAGAUUUAGUAGUUAGACAAUGAAAUAUUAUAUUAAACUAUUUUUGAACUGUGAUGACCACGCUCAUUCCGCUGAAUUAGUUAGUGUUAUGUUGUCCAGUAGCAGUGCCCUUCCUGCCAAUCAGACUGUCCGUCGAUCGCACUCUAGCGAUGUGGUUGUGAUUGUACAUAUGAUCUUCGAUGACGACCUGGCCUGACCUUGACUCAUCAUAAAUAUAUAUACAGUACCAUGUAUCUAUAUUAUUACAUAUAUAUUAAUAUGUUAGAGUAUGCUUAAUCAACUUUAUUCUGUCUUCUCGCUUAUUUUAUUUUAUUUUUUUUGAGACAAAGCAAAUAUGAAAACCAAAAAAAAUAAAAAAUAUUAAAUGUCGUUAGUCCGGGGUUGUGUAAUUUCUAUACGUACCGAGUCAAUUUAAAAACACAAAAAAAUUCAAUUUUUGUUGAAGCGCCUGAAUGUUAUUAAUCAAUUACAUGACACGUGGAUUAAUGUGAUAAAAGAAAUGGUUCAUUGGUUGUUUGGUUUGGUUGGUCUUGUUUGUAUGAGUAAUUCCAGUGACCGUACGUAGACUAACAUGUUUUUGAGUGCAUUGAUUGCUCUCUUUCUCUCUCUGUUGUUAUGUAAAACGUGCCACUUGUUGCCAAGCUUGGUCUGUUGUCGAUUUUCGGUUAUGAACUGAUCUAUGUUAUAUAUCACCCUGUACAUAAGUAUAUAUUAUUGUGACCAGUCUGUUUUUGUCAAAGUGCUGGUAGAUUAUUAUGUCCAGUUCGUAUUCAAGUGGCUAGGGUUUUAUAACGACAUUAUGUUUUAUUGUAAAUUUGAACUAUGCAAUAUAUUUAAAAGCAUCCCGAA